AUGGAUCAUGAUGCUUUUCUUCAUACAGUUGAGAGAUCCUGGGAGGUUGACAUCUUUGGUUCACCAUUGGUGGUUGUGUCUCAGAAAUUAAAAAGGCUGAAGAGAGCUUUGCGCAGUUGGGCGAAAGAGAGCUUUCCAAAUUUUAAUUUGGAUUUGAUGGAUGCAAAAAGGGGUAUGGAGGAUAUUCAGGCUGAAAUCGAUAAAGAUGGAAUAAAUGAUGCGAUUUUUGCAAAAGAAGCGGAUGCUAAGACCAGGUAUCUCAAGGCCCUAGAAAAUUAUGAAAAAUUAUGGGCUGAGAAAUCUCAAUUCAGGUGGAGGGAGCAUGGUGACAGAUGCUCUAAAUUAUUCCAUAUCUCUGUGAAGAUCAAGGCCCUGAAGAAGGAUGAUAGGGAGCUGAUCUCUGACAAGGCGCAAACUGAGGAAUACGUUUCUGAAUAUUUUGAGCUUUUUCAUAAAGGUACCCCUCUAACUGAUCACAUGGAUUUAUUACAAUGUAUUCCUAAUAUUCUGGAUGACUGGGAUAGGGGGCCUUCAGAGGCAGAAAUUAAGAGUGCGGUGUGGGAUCUUGAUCCUGACAGCGCCCCAGGACUGGAUGGUUUCCCUGGAGCCUUUUAUAAAGCUUGUUGGGAAAUUAUAUCUUCUUACAUAUGCAGAGCCAUUAGGUGGUUUUCCAGAACUGGAUUCAUACCCUAUGGAAUUAAUAAUAAUUUCCUGGUCUUGAUUCCUAAAGCGGAGGGGGUGAUAUCUCUCAUCAAGUUCAAGCCUCUGUGUAUGGGUAAUUUCUUGUGUAAAGUUAUCUCGAAGGUGCUAGCCUUGUGA
Macadamia integrifolia is the source of this 819-nucleotide messenger RNA. RefSeq lists its product as uncharacterized. The coding region runs from base 1 to 819 and encodes 272 amino acids. The record is from RefSeq and is a predicted model, not a curated record. Lineage: Eukaryota; Viridiplantae; Streptophyta; Magnoliopsida; Proteales; Proteaceae. The transcript has a single exon.